Messenger RNA from Capronia epimyces CBS 606.96, 1515 nucleotides. RefSeq lists its product as uncharacterized. Gene Ontology annotation, biological process: allantoate transport; dipeptide transport; transmembrane transport. Gene Ontology annotation, cellular component: plasma membrane. The record is from RefSeq and is a predicted model, not a curated record. Gene Ontology annotation, molecular function: allantoate transmembrane transporter activity; dipeptide transmembrane transporter activity. Lineage: Eukaryota; Fungi; Ascomycota; Eurotiomycetes; Chaetothyriales; Herpotrichiellaceae. The transcript has 7 exons. The coding region runs from base 1 to 1515 and encodes 504 amino acids.
AUGGGCUCACACAACUCCGUCUCGGCGCCCGCUCCCCCCUACAACGACAUCAAGGGCGGCUCGGUCGAACCCAAGAGCGUGGACAUGCAGCUGGGCGAGGUGUUGGACACCACCCCGGUUGAUGCCAGGACGGAAAAGAGAGUGCUCCGUCGCAUCGACUACUGCAUCAUUCCCCUGAUGGGCAUCUGCUAUAUGUUGCAGUUCAUGGACAAGUUGGCUCUCAGCCAGUCCACGCUUCUUGGACUUCGCAAGGACAUUCACCUGCAUGGCUCCGAAUACUCGUGGUGCUCCGCGGUCUUUUACUUUGGAUACCUAGCCUGGAGUUGGCCGAGUUCUUACCUGAUUGUCUACUUUCCCACGGGCAAGUAUCUUUCGGUCAUGGUUCUCCUGUGGGGUAUCAUCCUCAUGUGCCACGCAGCCUGCCAAAACUUUGCUGGUUUGGUGACGGCGAGGUUCUUCCUGGGGGUUGGAGAGGCCGCCCUGGCGCCCGGAUUCGCCUUGAUCACCGGCAUGUUCUACACGCGCAAGGAGCAGCCCAUCCGUCAAGGCGCCUGGUUUGUCGGCAACUCGAUCGCCAACAUGUUCGGUGGGCUCGUCGCCUACGGGAUCGGACACAUCACCACCUCCUCGCUGGAGAAGUGGCGGCUGCUCUUUAUCAUCCUCGGAGCCGUUACGGCCGGCUAUGCCUUUGUUCUCUUUCUGUUUCUUCCCGACUCGCCAGCAAAGGCGGUCUUCCUCAAAGAGCCCGACCGACAAGUGGCGGUCAAUCGAACGUUGACCAACAAAACGGGGGUCCUCGACAGUGACAAGUUCGUCAUGGCCCAGGUGUGGGACGCCAUCCUCGAUCCGCAAACCUGGGGUCUCUUUCUCUACACCGCGGCUGUGAACAUUGCCAAUGGCGGUCUGACCAGCUUCAGUGCCAUUGUCAUUGCCGGGUUCGGCUUCUCCGACAUCAAAGCUCUGCUCAUCCAGAUGCCCCUGGGGGCGGCCCAGUUGGUCUUCUUGGUCCUGACGUCGGGCCUGGCCAGUUUACUGCCCUCAUCCCGCAUCAUCCUGAUGAUCUUCAACACCUUGAGCUCCAUGGUGGGUCUGAUCAUGGUGUACACGUGUGAGGGCAAGGCCACCCGCAUGGCCGGUCUGUGCCUGGGUUCGGCGUUUGCCACCAACAUCCCCAUCUCGCUGUCCUUGAUCAGCUCCAAUGUGGGAGGCUUCACCAAACGGUCCGUCAUUAGCGCCACGCUGUUUAUUGCCUAUUGCGUGGGCAACAUCAUUGGACCACAGUUCUUCUAUGCCAGCCAAGAGCCCAAGUACCAGACUGGACUCAUCGCCUCUGUGUCGGGCCUCGCGAUCGGCGUGGUCUUCCUGGUGGCCCUGUUGUUCUACUACAUUUGGGAGAACCGACGGCGGGACAGACUGUAUGGGAAGCCCCAGUCAUUGACUUCUGCGGAAGAGUUGGAGGAUGAGCUGUCGAACAAGACCGACCGGCAACUGCACAGCUUCAGAUACGUGCUGUAA